CUUCCAUACAGCAACCAUGAUUCAUACAUACUUCACUAUAUUUUUCUUUCAGCUGCUCUCCCUCACUGGGGCUUCUGAGAGCGGCAUAGUGGGUGGUAAGGUUGCAAAGCCUCAUUCCAGACCCUACAUGGCUUCACUCCAGUUUCGUGGACACCAUUCAUGUGGUGGGAUACUUAUUCGGGAGGACUUUGUUCUAACUGCAGCACACUGCAAAGGAAAUGAGCCCAUGACGGUGGUACUUGGAGCACAUGACAUUAGCAAGAAGGAGAAAAGCCAGCAAUCUAUCAAAGUGGCUGCGUACCAUCAGCAUCCGGAAUACACAGGAAAUUUCAAUUAUGACAUUAUGUUACUUAAGCUAAAAACCAAAGCCAAACUGAAUAAGUACGUGAAAGCCAUUGGACUACCUAAGAAAGAUGGGAAAAUCCCAGCCAACAUUAACUGUGCCGUUGCGGGCUGGGGCAGAACCGGACACAAUAAGCCUCCCUCAAAUGUACUGAAGGAGACCACAGAGAAGAUGCAAUUCAGCUUUGAGUGCAAAAAUAUAUGGCAAAAGUACUUUGAUACUGAUAACAUGAUAUGCACCAAAUUUAACAAAAAGAGGGGAGGGCUUUGCCAGGGUGAUUCCGGUGGACCACUUAUCUGCAACACGAAGCCUCAGGGUAUAACAGCUUUCACCCUUAAAUCUGAUUGUGAUAAUCCCAAGUAUCCCCAUGUCUUCACUAAAGUUCAUUUCUUUCUCCCCUGGAUUAAGACAGUGAUGCAGAAAGUGGGGAAUGUUACAUCAGCUACCAUUUAGAGGCCAAAAAUACUGCCCUUUCUGCACUUGCUUACUGAAUAACAUGGCAUAGAAAAUCAAACAACACUUAGAACUCUUAUGGUCUUAGUUAAAAAAAAAAAAGAUUAAUGAAGCUGGUAUAUAUGAUUGUAUUACAUGUGAGGGGAAAAAACACAACUGAUUGUAUUUUUUUUAUAAUUAAAAACUGUGAAAUUGGGUAUUUUAUCACCAAAUCUCAUUAAACAUAAAUAUAGCAUGUGUCUAUGUCCUUUUGUAUCAUCUUGCUAAAGCAUGUCU
Micropterus dolomieu (smallmouth bass) is the source of this 1072-nucleotide messenger RNA. Its product is annotated as granzyme B-like. The record is from RefSeq and is a predicted model, not a curated record. The transcript has 5 exons. The coding region runs from base 17 to 796 and encodes 259 amino acids. NCBI's taxonomy places the organism in Eukaryota, Metazoa, Chordata, Actinopteri, Centrarchiformes, Centrarchidae. Gene Ontology annotation, molecular function: serine-type endopeptidase activity. Gene Ontology annotation, biological process: proteolysis.